Molecule: messenger RNA, 1710 nt
Organism: Penicillium subrubescens
Lineage: Eukaryota; Fungi; Ascomycota; Eurotiomycetes; Eurotiales; Aspergillaceae
Exons: 11
Coding region: 1-1710 (569 amino acids)
Source: RefSeq, a predicted model, not a curated record
AUGUGCCUUUCUUGGUUUGCUUCUCUGGCUAUUUACUGUCUGACCAUCCUUCCGAUGGCCUUCCGACCCUUUUUUGUUUUUCUUCUGAAGCUCAUCCCCUUUGCAUUAGCGUUUGUUGUUACCUACAAGGUAAUCAUGAGACGAUGGAUGGAACAGUCCUCCUCUGAGGGUCUCAUGCGCACCUUGGGGGCAAAUAGUGGGAAGGUCGUAGAUGUUCUUACAAUUGAUGCCAAAGGCUUACAGAGGUCUUUCGAACGUGGCGACGUAACGAGCCUUGACCUCGUCAAACAAUAUCUGGCCCAAAUCCAGCGACAUGAUAGCAAGCUUCACGCCAUGAUUCAGAUGACACCGAACGACCUGCUUGAGGCCAGAGCCAAACUGCUUGACCAGGAGCGAGCCGCUGGCAAGACACGCGGGCCACUGCACGGAAUUCCCAUUAUUAUCAAGGAUAACGUUGCCACUCACCCAAACUUCGGACUCCCGACCAGUGCCGGAAGCUUUGCGCUGUUGAGCUCCAAGCCUCGAAACAACGCGAAGAUUAUUGAUCAAUUGAUCGCUGCGGGCCUCAUAAUCUUGGGGAAGUCCAAUUUGAGCGAAUUUGCCAAUUCCCGAGGCUCCAAUAUGCCAAGUGGCUGGUCCGCUGUCGGCGACCAGACUCAAUCCGCUUAUGUCCGUGGAGGAGUUGACCCGGAUGACUCUAAGGAUGGCCACUCUAGCCCCUCCGGCUCUUCUUCGGGUUCCGCUGUAGGCGUUUCAGCUGGAUACGCGCCGCUUGCAAUUGGCACUGAGACAGACGGGUCGCUUGUUUGUCCUGCUGGUCGAGCGGCUCUGUACACCAUCAAACCGACAAUCGGCCUCGUUCCCCAAGAGGGCAUUGUGCCUAUUUCCAGCCACUUCGACUCGGCUGGACCCAUGACCAAGUCUACUUACGACCUGGCCGCUCUUCUGGAUGUUCUUGCCUCGAGGGAUCCCUCGGAGUCUUUCACAGCUAAUCUUACUGGGUCAUGGUCUGACAUUUCAGUGGCAGUCCUCGACCCUGAACAAUGGAGGUUUCCUGCAGCAUGGGUCAAACCCGUUGACGGAGCUGAGGCUCAGAUAAUUCGGGAGAUCCGUGAAGCAUACGACAUCAUUAAGUCCAAGGCAAAGAAGUUUGUCGACAACGUUGACUUGAUCUCGCCUGACGAGUUCACUGUUGAUGGCGAGAACAGCGAAGAGGUGAUCACGCUGGCCGAUAUGAAACGAAGUCUCACAGCCUAUCUUGAAGGCCUUGAAGAGAGUGAAGUGCGGUCCCUCGCGGACCUGAUUGAAUACAAUAUCCAACAUGCCGACGUAGAAAUGCCACCACACCAUCCAAGGCAAGACACCUUCAUCAAGUCACAGAAUCAGAACACAUCACCAGAGGAGUACGAACGCCACCUGGCACAUCUCAGACGAGUAGCAAGAGAGGAAGGAGUGGAACGAGUACUCACGACCUACGGCGUCGAUGUCAUCAUCGGACCUACGGACAGUGGUCUCACAUCUAUGGCAACAGGUGGAGGAUACCCACUCUGCGCGAUGCCACUAGGAUAUCUGGAAUACAACGGUCGACCUUUUUCAGUUUCAGCCAUUGCAAGAAAAAACCAGGACGAUCUCUUGGUGAAAGUUAUGAGUGCCUGGGAAGCCACAUUCCCCCAACGGAAGCCACCUCCACAGCUAGCCAAUUUGUCCUAG